GUAUUUGUCUGCUGAACGGGUCUGGGGCUUCCGGGAGGUGAGUGUCGUGACGGCCGGGACUGGGGAGGGGGAUGGAGGUGUGCGUGCCCACGGCUGGCUCUGGGGCUGCGAUGGGACUUGAGGAGGCUGACUCCCCUUCCCGGGAUCCCAUCUCGGCGUCCUGUUACUUUUGCUGCCCUAGCGUCUCUUCUGAAGGUCGCCUUCCCGCUGCGUCUGCGCAGGAUUUAGCUUUCCAGAGUGGGGCCGGGGCCGACUGUGCCCAUUAACCCCGUGCAAAAUCAGACUCUCUGACCAUAGGAGUGUGGUCCAGCAUUGCUGGGCCAGGUAAAGUUGGGCGGGGGUCCCUGUCUUGCCGUUUGCACCUCCACUGCCCGCACUCUGCGAGUAGGGUGCCUGCCUUCCCAGUCCCCAGAUGAGGACUCAGUGUUAAAACCGAGUGGCGCUACUGCAGGAGACUUGAGGUUGGAGGAGCCUGAGUUGGGGCUAUAGGGAGGUGGAAGCCCUUUCCCCAGCCUGCAGAAAUCCCUUUCAGAGGUGGAACCCCAGUCCUGAGCAGCUGUGGCUGAGGGGCCAUCAACGUCACUGUGGGGAGCUGGAGGCUCCACCCAGGAUGGGGGAGAUGGAAGACCUUGUACAACUCCGGCUGCUCAAUCUGGAGCUGCUGAGGCAGCUGUGGGCCGGGCAGAAGGCUGUGCGGCGCUCAGUGGCCAAGGCCACCUCGGGAACCCUGCAGUCAAGCCUGUACUCCAGCAGCAGCUAUGAUUCAGAGACGCCGGUGUCCCCAGAGACUUCCUCAGCCUUCUCGGGAGCCUCCUGCUCACAGGAUAAACGUCACGUGGGGGACUCACUGGAUACCCCUCGAGGUAUUCCCCAUGAUAGGAUCAGCUCCAGGGUGGCUUCUCUCCCACCUGCCAAGUGCCAACACCCAGAGUCCCUGGAAUCGUCAAGGCCCCGCUCAGCACCCUUGCCACCUACCACGGAGCCAGUGCCUUCAGCAGGGCUGGGCCAUUUGAGGCCCCCCGAAACACAGGCUCCAAGGUCCAUGCUGGCUGGACAGAGCAAACCAUCCAAGACCAGAGUGACCUUCAGCCAGGAGUCGGCAGUGCCUGAGAGAAACUGGCGCCUCUGGCCAUACCUGGGCUACGACUGGAUUGCAGGGGCUCUGGACAGCAGCUCUCCGGUCACCAGUGAGUCCGAGACCUUCUUCUCCACACUGCAGAAGUUCCGGGAGGAAAACAAGGAAGAGUGUAUUCACGGUUACCCAGAAGCCCAGUUCCUAGGCCUCCACGAGAGCAGCGACAUGGAUGAUGACCACCAAUGUGUGUACUGCUACCGAAUCAACCGUCGCCUGUUUCCGGUGCCUGUGGAUCCUGAUGCCACCUGCCGCCUGUGCAGGACACCACGGGACCAGCGGGGCCCUGAGACCCUGCUGGAACCUGCACAGGUCAGGGUGAGCAUCCCAUUGUCGGUCCUGGAUCCCCCACACCGGUACCGGAUCCACCGGCGGAAGAGCUUUGACGCCUCUGACACGCUGGCCCUGCCCCGGCACUGUCUGCUAGGCUGGGAUGUCUUUCCUCCCAAGUCUGAGAAAAGUUCAGCCCCCAAGAGCCUGGAUCUCUGGUCCUCAGUCUCCUCCGAGGCCCAGCACCGGAAGCUGCUGGCUUCUAGCCCUUCCUGCCUGGCCUUGCCAGCGCGGGUGCUACCCCCUGCCCCAAUCUGGUCAGAACCCCAGCUCCCCCAGCCCCAUGCCCCCCCCAGCAGAAGCCCUGAGGACAGUGCUCAAAGGAAGACGGUGCUCCUGCCAGGUUGUACCCUCCCCUCAGCAGGCAGCACCCACAGGAGCCCUUCCAGCCUCAGGUGGAGGUAGCAAGGGCCCCGCUGUCCUCUGUGGUUCAGAGAGGGGGAUUCUGGGGUAGAAGGUGAGGAGAUUCUGUGAUGAGCCUGUAAAUAAAGCCCAGUGCUAUGCAGCUUCUGUGCCCAUGCGUGCCUUUCUGUCCUGUUGCAGCCCUUGGUGCCCAGGUGACCUGGCCUCAGCCAAGUCUCCCCUCCCCUAAGGAAAGACACUGCCACCUGGCUGUGGGCAUCCAUCACUGUGACUUUCUGAGCUCUUUCUGUAGCUCCCAGCUCUGAGUAGAUGGCUCCCAGCCAGAUCUGUGGGUAUGGGGGCCCCCAAGACAGGCUGGGGUCAAGGUCUUAGGUAAAGCUGCAUGUGGUAUGGUGGUAAGUGAAUGAGUUCUACCCUUCCUCUUGGUCCCCAAAGCCAAGAUCCAUCAGCAAAAGUACUUUCCUGGUCCGUGGGCCAGGUGGCUUCCACAUGCCACCUCUACCCUCUCCUGGAAGCCAUGGGGGAUACAGAAAGAACCCCAGGAGGGGAGGUGGGGGAACAGGCCGAGCAGUAUGUCAGAGGCAGGUUUGGCAGACCCCAGAUGUCCCCUGUGGGAUGAAUUAAUAAGCAGCCCCCUGUUUUGCCCCAUCCCUUGUUUGCAUUAGGUUGAAUAAUACACAUUUCUGGUUUUGUAGGACAAAAAUGGGAU
Castor canadensis (American beaver) is the source of this 2534-nucleotide messenger RNA. RefSeq names its product migration and invasion inhibitory protein (gene Miip). Lineage: Eukaryota; Metazoa; Chordata; Mammalia; Rodentia; Castoridae. The record is from RefSeq and is a predicted model, not a curated record. Gene Ontology annotation, biological process: negative regulation of G2/M transition of mitotic cell cycle; negative regulation of cell migration.